Pomacea canaliculata is the source of this 5651-nucleotide messenger RNA. RefSeq lists its product as uncharacterized. NCBI's taxonomy places the organism in Eukaryota, Metazoa, Mollusca, Gastropoda, Architaenioglossa, Ampullariidae. The record is from RefSeq and is a predicted model, not a curated record.
UUCUGCCUCCAAUUAAAAAAUAUCUUGGAAACAAAAGGAUGAUUGCUGCAAGGUAUAGGUUAAAUAUACUAAUUAAAAACAGGAAUCAAAUUCAGCUGUGAAGAAAACCUAAAAAAGAAAAAUCAUAACUAUUUUUCUAAUGACCCCUCAUUAGCCUUUCCUAUACAGUAGUGUGCAGCUCAUUAAUACUCCAUUCUCUUUAUACGAUUAAUGUAGAAGAGGAACAGUGUUGUAUACCAGUAAAUUGAAAGAUUGGCACCCAUUCUGUUGACUCAACUGUUAACCACUUGAGUUAUAUAUAAUAAUAUAUGUUGCAUGACGAUGAUAGAGAAAUUUAACAAAUAGUAUGCUUUGCAUUAAAACAUACCUCUUGUCUAGUACGCACACAAACUAAUUGUUGCAUGUGAUAUGUUAUUCAUUUUUAUAAAUCAUUUAAAGUGAAAGAUACUAUCAGUGAUGGUAUCACAUAACAAGCAGCUAUGCUGUGGUACUGAGUUUGAUUACAAUUUUUAGAUUGUUAUUGACACAAAUUUUGAAAACAUUCAGUUUACCUUGUCUUUAAUGAACAACAUAUACUGCAUGGUAUGAAGUGGUGUGUGCUACUUGUAAUUUCCAUUUAUGAAAGCACUCCCAAAGUCUGGGCCAUUGUAACUAUUGAGGUUCAGUUAGCUUCUACACCUGCAACCCCCACUUAUAAUGUUUGACAAUGGUGAUAUUGGAUUCACCCAAAAUUGCACAUUGGUUGUGCUGACACUUCUUUAUUACCAUGUCAGGCAGGUGACAAGUGCUAGGUGCACUAUGUAGGCAGAUCUUGAAUAAUCUUGCCCAGUUUUUGUUACUCAGAGGUUGGCAUUAUAAGUAACAAUAAAGAAACAAACCUCUUCUCUGUUAUUACUCCCUUUGGUUGUCAACCAGUUACCCUCCAUGUAAAACGUGAAUUUAUAUUUUAUUUAUUGACUAAUAAUUUAGAAAAUAUAAAGCAAGAAACUAUUAUAUAUAUAUCAUUGAAACUGAAUUGAUAAGUAUUUUUAUACACUUAACACAGAAAUAUCCUAGAUGUACAACAGCUUUGGGCGUAAACCAACGAUGACUGCUACACUUGCAGCAGUUUUGAAGCGAGUUUGCAUCCCUCCUGAGUCAUAAACGUUUUUAAAAAUGUCUCAGUUGAAUCCAUUUCAUUUCUGAUUAAUAUUUUCGCUUUCAUUCUUUCCAUCACAUCUCCGCCCAGCCACGGUCUUUUUAAAAAAAAAUCUCAUCACAAGCUGCUGUCAUGAACCUGCGAUACUGGUUUUGCUACAGAAAGAUAUGAGCACGGAGCUACAUAUAUGUAACUCCAUGAUGUGAGUUUUAGAGUAAAUUCAUCGAUUUUGUUAGAAAGAACUGUAUUUGACAGACUGGGAGCUGGCAGGUCUCUUUACUCCAACAACGAUCUCCAAAGCACGCGCCAUGAAACCCGUUGCUAGGCAGCUAAUAAACAAACAAGUGUUCAAGAGCUUUUGUUAAAAUAGGAGUACGUGCAAUGAUCAAACAUCAGUGUCAACGCACCCCUCUGCUCCUCUUUUUUUUUUUUUUGCCUUCAUUCACGCAGCCAGGCCAUUGUAUGAAUCAAAAAUACGAUGAAGUCCAUCGCCACUACAGACUUGGGGUCCACCUAAUGCCCCGUUUCCCACCCGCUUUAGAGUUUUUGAGUGAGAGGUGCUAGCACGAUAUCUGCUGUAGCAAUAAUACUUAAAAAUAUCACGCCAAAUACUAAAGGAUGCACACAAUUCCUGUAUAUACCAAGCACCUUGUGUCUGGCUGUCACGGGAAUGGCUAAUCCAUUAGAAAGUAACACAAAGACUCUAUAUUAUAUAGAGUCCUUCGUAACACUUCACUGAACUAUGGCAACAAAGGUGGAAUAAAUGCAACGACUACAUCGGUUCGGUGAUGAAACGUAUAACAAAAAUAUAUUUUAAAAAAAGAACACUUAUGCACCCGGAUGCACACUAUGUCCCUAGGCGCUAGAUCCCUUGUGCGACUCGGCCAGCUAAAACGAUUACGCAAAUUAGGUCCGAGACAUGGAGCAUAGCUGUGGCUCUACAGAGCGAGACUGGCUGACAUCGUCAAAACAAAAUCUGGUCAGCCCAGAAAGUCGAACUUGCCCUCCGUGAAAAAGAAGGAAACGAGGAGCGUAGUUCCUUGGUUUUGCGCUGAAAGAAGGUACAUGGUGCUAGGCGCUAACUGGAUAGCUUGUGACUAUUUUAACAGACUACUUCGCGUUAGGUGUUUGCACUUAGCAACACAUUGCAUGUGGACCCAGGUGUUUUGUUUAAAGCUCGUUCUCACAUAAAUUGGGCGUACACAUCAGCUUCAAUCAAGCAUUACUGCCGCUUUUCAAAUUGUCCACCUUAUACACACACGCGCGCGCGCACACACACAUAAACUAUAACCGCGCCACUGCAGUACGCUCAAAGUGCUCGAGCUUUAUUGUAUCACAGGUAUGGGUGUGGAUCACCUCACGACAGCAUGCAUAGCGCGCGAAGUAGGUCCUUUCAGCCAUGAAAACCACGAGCAAGCAGGUGGCGCGCUAUUUCCUCGAAUGAAGGUGCGCGCUCUCUUAUGCAGUAGUCGCAGUCGUAGCAACAAUGAAGCGCAGCGUUGAAUUUUUGCAUGCAGAUGACGAUGAUGGUGACAGCGGUUGUUGUUAAGCGCUGUGGCAGCAGCAACGGCGAUGGCCAUAUCACGGCGUGACGGCGACACCAACUUCCUGGACACGCUAAUUGUUGAAUACCAGGGACCGAAGGUAGUCUAAGCAGCUUGGGUAGCCAUCCGUUCACCAUGAAGCCGAGUCCGCAGCGAGGCGCACCCGGUACCUUACACACGACUUGGACCAGGGCGUCCGACUCUUCCCAAGCUUCUCAUCCCUCCGAGUUCUAUGUCUUCGCGGACGCCCGUUCUUCGCCGCCGCCAGUAACCGGCGGUGACCGCUCUCGUAGACUGUUUAGCAUGGAGGCUGGCACCAGGCAGCGUAACCGACGCAAUGUUCUUCUGCACGGUACCACUCGAUCCCUGCCAGAGCACCACCACCAAGGCGGACAUCACGCCGUACCGGGAAAGCGCAUCCACUCUGCCCACGACUAUCAUCACCUUACCGCUCCACGCCGCUUUCAUUCCGCCGGUGCCACCUUGACUCGGGUAGCGGCAGCGACUGCGGAGCACAAGGGGAACUCGUUGUCGUUCUUUGACAUCGAGAUGGACAAGUCACCAUUCUACCAGUACAGACCCGGCGAAGAGAUCUCUGGGGCCGUGCACAUUGACGUGCGGCGCGCGGUCGAAAUCCGCUUUGUCGAUCUGCUCAUCGUGGGAGAAGGGACAGUAGUCGGUGGGGGACAAAGCAAGGCCUGGCCUCUAGCCAAGCAGGAGGUCUACCUCAGCAAGAAAACCUUUCUCAUCGGCACCGACGAUCCUAGAUGGAGCUCUGUUCUAACUCCGGGUCACUACCUCUCGAGGUUUCGCUUCCGCCUACCGAAAGACCUGCCGUCGUCCAUCAUGCACGAUGACCUAUCGAGUGGAUUCGCUCUCAACAUCAGUUACUGCAUCAAGGCCAGGAUAUGUGACGACGUAGACCCGGCCAGCGCGACCCGCCUAGUGAAGGUGCUGGCGUCCCGCAAACACCCCUUCAGCGUUCUGCGCCACUUCGACCUCAACCUCGUGCCCAACGCCCACGUGCCGGUGUCGCACACGGAGGAUGUGGCCAUGACAUCGUGCGUGCGCCGUAGGAUGCUACACGUCUCGCUAGCCCUCGAGCGCGCCGUCUUCCUUGCCGGCGACGACAUCAAGCUGCAGCUGUACACGCUGGUUCCGCCACCCCAUCGCAUCAAAAGCCUCACCUGCCAGUUGCUGCUGCAGCUCCGGCUGGGCCGUCAGGCCGAUCCCUGCACCUUCACGCUCUCCAGCAUCGAGCACAAGGACCCUCAGACGUUCAACAAGGAGAAGGGCAUGGCAACCUACAAUGUGACAAUCCCUACACAGAUCAACCUUGUCACAUCUUUCCUACACGGAUGCACCAUGCUUCGGCUCAGCUACUGCUUGGCCAUUGAGUUCCGACUGGCCCCGGGCAGCGGGAAACUGUCCCUUAUGAUCCCCAUCGCCAUUGGACCGUGUGCUGAGCCCAUCUAUUCCGACAAGAUCUCAUCCAGGAAAGCCGUGCCUGUCUUCAACCGCCCCAUGCGUUUUCCCUUCUUCUCCCCAACGCAAGGAGAAAGGCAACAACUGCCUGAUCAAAGCUCGGGCAGCUCUCGGUCUGUGCUGAUUGUGACAAAAUAUAGCAACAGUUUUUGGACACGGAAUUUUAUAUGUUGCACUGCUGAUGCAAUCAUAGACUAAUAUUCUGACACACCUAUUUGAGAAACUACUACAAAGUCAUAAGCAAUUAAAAUCAAAAUUUGUAUACAUAAAGGCAUGACAACAAAAGAGGGGUGAAUAGCUAUGCAGAGUUCAACUUGCUUUACUUCAAGUCUCAAAAGAAACUAUUGAUAAUAAGGCUAGACCAAAAAACAAAGAAAAAAAAAAAAAAAACAAAGAAAAAUAAGCUGACUUAAUAAAAGGCACCCAGACUACUUUCUCAGAACUCUGGUGCCUUGGUCUUUAAACCUGGGAGUGAUAAGACUAAACGAUGCCUUGAAAUAUCAGAGGUUACAGGGCACCAGGAACAAAGACUGUUUUAGCUAGUGCAAGCCUGCUUAGGUCAGUCUCAAACCUUUCUCUAGGUCCUUCCCCUACAAAUCUAAUUAGUCAGAUGAAACAUGGUUUUAAAAGAAUGCACAGCACAUCACUAAACCCUCUGCUGUCAUUAAAGUCCUUUUUCUCGGCUCUUACUAUUAAAGAUGCAGAAGGAAAUUAAUAAUAAUAUAAACGCAAAAAAAUCUCAAAGCACUACAUGAAUUAAAACAACGAUCUGACAAAGGAAGUGGCCUGUUUCUAGCAAAGUUUUCAGGUACAGAAUAAAAGUGACACCCAGACUCCUAGCAGCUCUCAGCAAUCAAUCAAAAAUUGACAACUAUAUGUUGUUGCUGCCACCACCACCACUACUAUCUACUAGUACCACUGCUACAACUACAAAUUCCAGCUGCAUCAAAAGACUGUCAGAGAAGAGAAAGCUAUUUUUGUACUGAGCUGAAGAGAUUGCAUCUAUGCUAAUAGCAGUUACUUUCUUCCCAAGAUGACUAGCUACACUAACUGUGAACAUAAUCAACUCUUUUUUUUUUUGAGACCAUUUUUAUUAUUCUGCAUUUUCACACUUUUUGUUAAGCACUAGAAUUUAAUGGAGGGGUAAAGUGCUCUGUAAAUUAACUUUGUUACUACACAUACUUAUACAUGCAAAAAUAUACUCAUAUUCAUAAAUCAGCUCCAAAUGUAUAUUAACAGCAGCCUUUUAAAAUGAUCACACUUUCUACAUAUGAGACACAGGAGCAGCAAGAAAACUUGUAUGAUCAAUGAUCAAGGUGAUUGUCUAAACUUUGCGCAAUGUUUGUAAAUCAUAAAGAAAUAGAAAAACAACCUCAGAGCAUCUCUUAACAUAACCACUUGUCUGAAAAUGGGGAAAUUGUUGCAUUCACAAACAAUGAAAUGAAAGGAAAAAAAAACCCAGAAAUAAACAGUGAAAAAAGAAA